AAAUCAAGAAAGUUAUUGUCAUAAAUUAAAUACAUAAAACAUAAUAAUUAAAAUAUAAAUAAGAUUAGAAAUAUUUUAAAAAGAAUAACAUAGUUAAAAUGUCUGACAAAAGUUUACUUACUCCCAUCUUAAACAAAUCGGUAAAGUCCAGUGUUACCAAAAAACGAAUUCGUAAAAUGCAGUUAAAUUGGAAUCCUGAGCUAACCCAGAAAUUUAUAAUGGAGGUAAAAAUUAGAGAAGGUAUGUGGAAUAUUUUCUCGAAGGACUAUAAAGAUAGAAAUAUACGAGAAGCUCUAUGGCAGGAAGUGGUGGAUAUCAUGGGGCUGCCCCGAAUUGAAGUUUCGUCAAAAUGGAAUAGUCUUCGAUGCUCGUUUAGAGCAGCUUUCAACAAAAUGAGCCGAAAAAAAAAUGGAAAAGUGUCUGCACCAAAUUCUGUAUACAAAUCCCUUAAAUUUUUAGAGCCUACAUUGCAAAUUAGUGCACCGACAGCAUCAAAUUUAAUUAAUAAAACCGUCAAGUCUGAUACGAAAGCUUAUUUGGAAUUGGAUGACACUGAGUCAGAACCGUCAACUUCAACACCAUUACCUAAGCAACGUCGAAUAGAAAAGGAUGAUAACGAAGUUACAAAGGUGAUUAAGCGAGGUUUGGAAACAACAACUGCUGCUGCAAAAAAUGAUAUUUGGGAUGUUCUGGGGAAUUGCGUAACCUCUAAUAGUCGAGAGUGGGCAGAAGAAGAUUUGCAAUUAGCUAGAGAAUUUAAAAGCGAUGUUUAUGAACUCAUCUCAAAUUACCAGAAAAGAUUCAAUACACAUCGCAGUGGAGAUUUUGAUUAG
Messenger RNA from Teleopsis dalmanni, 833 nucleotides. RefSeq lists its product as uncharacterized. The coding region runs from base 99 to 833 and encodes 244 amino acids. Gene Ontology annotation, cellular component: nucleus; transcription regulator complex. The record is from RefSeq and is a predicted model, not a curated record. The transcript is spliced from 2 exons. Gene Ontology annotation, biological process: regulation of transcription by RNA polymerase II. NCBI's taxonomy places the organism in Eukaryota, Metazoa, Arthropoda, Insecta, Diptera, Diopsidae.